AUGUGGGCAGGAAACAUUUCGAGCGCGGCGGCUAGUAUACACAAACGCGCGGGCGCGGGCGGUGGUGCUCAUUUGGGUCAAGGAGUGCGUCAUCCGUAUGGGUAUUGGGAAUCGCCCGUUACCCCUGAAUGGCUAGAAACCCUCGAGGCUUGCAACACCAUUGAGGAUCUAUUCGUGGAUCGCGUAACAGGGUCAGCGUACUAUUCAGAGCGCCGCGGGGGAGAAGAUGGAAAGAACGUCGUGAGGGAUCUCGAGACACACGAUGUCCUGUUCGAGUGCCCCAUGUCAAGGCAUCAAGAAACCUGGUCUCUAGAUUCAGUUCAGGUAAUUAUACCCCCACCAGACGUCGAGGGCGAGCAAGUAUACUGGGACGCCCCGCGGUUCAGCCCGGAUGGACAACACUUGGUGCUACGUCUAAAAUGGAAGAGUCAGUUCGCAAGCGAGGCUUGGGUUUGGCAGACUCAGGUCCAUGAAACAAGCGAAGGGCACUCCCUGGCCUUCAGCAAUGCGUCGCGGGUUAUUCUGGGAGACCCCCGUGUCUCCUCCGUCAGUCGGCCUUAUUGGGUCAAUCCAUCCACUCUCUUGAUUUCCACCGACGCUCUCGGUCACAUAGUUCCGUGGAUCUUCCACAUUCAAGAUAACGCGGCACGGCCCCUAGUUUCUCCGGACUUUGCGGACGGUCUUGUAGAUCCCCAUGCCUGCCCUCUGGACGGAGACCACGUCCUCUACGCUGGCUUCUGCAAAGGCCGAACGCAGUUCCACGUGCUCAAGAUAUCAGAUGGGGCGUAUCACAAGAUCUCCACCCCCUACUCUUUCGCGCUCCGCCUUCGCAGCAUCUCGCCCGGCAAGGUCAUCUUCAUGGGCAGCACCGAGACGUCUCCAAUGGCCGUCGUCGAGAUGACCGUUGACACCCGCGACGUGCUUGGCACUCUCUCCUUCGUCGAGAUCGGCACUUCGCAGCGAUCCGCCAGCCUUCCUACCAUCCCGGCCCGCUCCAUCUCCACCCCUACGUCCUUCGAACUGGAACAUCCUCGAAGACCAGAAACGAUACACGCUACGCUUUACCCUCCGGUCAACUGCAGAUACUCUGGCGGCCUUCCGGAUGAACUGCCGCCUGUGGUGGUCCAUAUCCGAGGCGGUCCAUACCGCUUCCAUCCGCAGAGUCUCGACUGGGACAUUCAAGCGUUCACCACCCGAGGCUUCGCAUACGUCAGCGACGUCGUUCGGACAGCGCCGGGAGAUUUGGCAGCCAGUCCUGUGGUGGCUGAUGCGGACGCUUGUGCUGCAGCUGUGCAAGCCCUUGGCGCGCGAGCAUUUGUGGAUCCCACGAGGGCAAUCAUUUACGGGCAAGGGGAAAGCGCACAGAUGGUGUUCAGCGCACUGGCUGACCCCCGCCGGCUGUUCGUCGCGGGUGUGGCCGACCUCCGGUCACGAAUAACUGGUGGAUCCGCCGACAGCGCGUCAAGCUCUCCGCAGGCAAGAUCGCCGGUGGAGAUGGCUGAAAGCAUCGCUUCCCCUCUAUUGAUGCUUCUCACUCCGGAGCCCUCUUCCAACACCCUCACAACAGAGCAAGCGGCAGCUGUCGCUCAAACGAUGCAGAAAAACGGCAGACGGGCAGAGUUGCACGUCAUCGAGCCGACUCCGCGCGCGCGCUCGGUGCGCGAGACAUGGGAGACAGUGCUCUCCUUCUGCACGUCGGUGUUAGUAUGA
Messenger RNA from Epithele typhae, 1710 nucleotides. RefSeq lists its product as uncharacterized. Bases 1 to 1710 code for a protein of 569 amino acids. The transcript is spliced from 9 exons. NCBI's taxonomy places the organism in Eukaryota, Fungi, Basidiomycota, Agaricomycetes, Polyporales, Epitheliaceae. The record is from RefSeq and is a predicted model, not a curated record.